AUGGACUCCACGAAGAGCACAGCCGAAACACAGCCGCUGAUGAGCGACGACACGCAGGUCACCCCCAUUACGACUCCGACUAGCCAGCAGGCCGCGCCUGCCCAGAUGAAGGUGGACGAGGAGACGAUCGAGGAGAAGUAUGCGCACCAGCUGGCCGACAUGGGCGAGCGCUACAUGAUCGCGGUCGACGGGUCGAAGCAGUCAGGCAAGGCCUUCAAGUGGCUCCUCAAGCAGGUCGCCAUGGCGGGCGACCCGUCCAAGGUGGAGGUGGUCAUCAUCAACUUCCUGCCCGAGUGCGACUUCAGCAUCGAGGUGAGCCAGGAGUAUCAGAAGGCCAAGCACGAGCUCGCCCACUGCCUCGAAGAGUACAAGCGGAUACUCGGCACCAUCAACAGGCACGAGAAUCGUUUCUACAUGACUGACCAUGUGGCGAGCGUGGUGCGGUUGGUCGAGGGCGCGGGCGACGUGCGCGAGGCCCUGUGCAGGCACGUGAAGGAGGAGGGUAUCAACACGCUGGUCAUGGGCAACACCGGCAAGUCGGGCCUGCAGCGGGUGCUGCUGGGUUCCCUCAGCGAGUACUGCGUGCGCUACGCCGAGUGCGCCGUCGUGGUGGUCAAGUGA
Messenger RNA from Acanthamoeba castellanii str. Neff, 621 nucleotides. Its product is annotated as universal stress domain containing protein. The transcript has 3 exons. The record is from RefSeq and is a predicted model, not a curated record. Lineage: Eukaryota; Discosea; Longamoebia; Acanthamoebidae. Bases 1 to 621 code for a protein of 206 amino acids.